UCAUUCGAUAUACUGGUACACGCGAAAAGCGCGAUCGCGCAAAGCGUAACGCGGUGGUGCUCGCGCGUACCCUGGCAUCGAUGUAAAGCUGAACGAGAGGGAGAAAGAGAAAGAGAGGGAAGGAGAGAGAGGACGAUGAGAGAACGAAGUAGUAAAGGAAGAGGAAGAGGAGGAGGCGGAGGUGGAGGAGGAGAAGAGGGUGUUCGCAAAGUGUCCCUAAAACUUUUACAAUCGCUCGCUCGGCUCGCUCGGUUCGCCCGGCUCGUCGGUCUCUCCGCAGCUAGAGGGCUAUGCUUGAUGGCGUAUCUUCCAAUGUGAGUUGCCCAUAAUACUAAGAUGUACGGCUGCGCCGGUAGGGGUCCGUUCCCGACGCCGCCAACGCCGCCACCACCACCUCCUCGUUCCUCGUUCCGUUCGUUCGUUCGUUCGUUUGCACCGCUCGCAUCUCGUUUCGUUCUCUCGUUCACCCGGGUUCUUUCCAUCAUCUUGAUACCGACGUAUUUCUAUUUGUAUUAUUCGUCAAUCGGAAAUCUCGAAAUCCGCGGAGUCGCGUGACACCCGAGCGUUUCCGCCGAAAGUUUUAAACUCACGGGCAAACUUCGAGGGAGAGGGAGAGAAGAGGGCACGAUGGCGCAAUCACAGGGACCACGGAAGUAACGAGUCCUAAAACGUUUGAAGAGGCGAGCAAGGAACGCAGCUCCAGAUUCCGUGAUACUUUAUCGUGUGCUGUGUGCGCGAGUUUCAGUUCUAAGGAAAGUGCCGUGAAAACAAAAACGAUGACGACCGACAAGGAAAAUCGAUGACGAGCAACGAGGAUGGCGGCUCUCCGAUGACUGACACAACAGCCGGUUCGCCGAUGCGGCGGAAACCUCCGGGACCAUGGCGGCUCAGCGGCCAAUGGAUUACUGGCACUACGCUGAGCUGCCUUUCCGCCACACCCUGCCGAGAAUUACCGGGAGCAUCGAAACUUUUGUAUGAAGCGAGAUGGGAAGACACAGUCGUUCGAGAAUGGCGGAAGUUGCGAGGCGAGGCGAGGCGCGGCAUAUCGUGCUCGAGCAACGGAGGCUGCCAACGCGGAUGGACCGCGUGCCGAGGCUGCCGCGCGCGUGAGAGAGCGAGAUGGGGAGUGGUGGUAGGUGGAGGGGAAAAUAUGUGCCAAGAUGGCCGCUCGCACGUUGCCUACACCACGUCGGAACUCUCGUAA
This is a messenger RNA of Venturia canescens, 1204 nucleotides long. RefSeq lists its product as uncharacterized. The record is from RefSeq and is a predicted model, not a curated record. The coding region runs from base 800 to 1204 and encodes 134 amino acids. The transcript is spliced from 6 exons. Lineage: Eukaryota; Metazoa; Arthropoda; Insecta; Hymenoptera; Ichneumonidae.